UAGAAGUCUUGGCUGUGGGCCUGAUGUAUGUAGUCACAGAAUAUAAGCGGUGGCUGAAAGGCAAAAGCUUGUAAGAAGCUACUGGAUCUUUCAGGAGAAGCUCAAGCAACAGAGAAAAAUUAUUAGGAAUAGGCAAAUAUGAUGAAUCUUCUGAUGCUUCUGCUGUUUACUUUGUUGCUGACAGCCCCCUGCUGUUGUGAAGGAGCUUCAUCCAAAGCUGUGGAUGAAGGGAUUAAAAUUGGCCAGGAAAAAGCAAACACCUUUGUUAGAAGACAGAAGAGGGCUUACCCAUAUUCUGAAAGGUACUAUGAAAUGUUCAAGUCCCCAAUGGAGAUGAAGCAAGAACAGUGUGAACAUUAUGCACCCUGUAACUACUACUCUGAAAUAGUCGGAUUUCCUACAGCAUAUCGCCGUUACUUUGGGAACAUCUGAAUAUAGUCAUUUCUCAUCCAACUGGGACAUCUGCAAGGACAAAGUGUGGGGCAGCUUAAGAAAAACGGAAAUGGCAUCUUGUUUCUAUUUCACUAACAAGAGUUUAACAACAAGAUGUUUACUUUUAAGGCAAGAAAUAAAUACUUUCUCCUUUCUGAGGAGCAAGUAAGUUCUGCUAGUAAUUCUAUAAAUUCCAAUAUUUCUUGAAACAUGAGUGACAUUUCUUGGAAAGUGUAGGGAAAAAUUAAUAAAUUACCUUAAUAAAUUGGAAGUUGAGGGUUACUUCUGGGGCAAUCUAAUGGUAAAAUUUGUAAUUCUAUAAAGAGAUACUACACUAAAUGUUCUCACAUUUCAAACUUUCAUGUGAUAGAAGGAAUUUCUAUAAGGAUGGGGUAUUGUUGACAAGGGUUUUUUUUUUUUCUUAUAUCAGUUCAUACUAGACAAAUUCACACUUAUGUUUUUGUCCUGGUCAGAAAGCAUUUGAAAUAAAUAAAUAGAAAUAAAAUUUUCAUGUACAAUGCAAGUAUUUCAAGAAAACAUAUUCCUCAGCUAUGUAAUGUGAUUAAGCAUGAUAAUGAGAUGUUCCUGAUUAGGAACUAGUAGUAAGAAUAUAAUGAGGCAAAUAUAAA
Messenger RNA from Crotalus tigris (Tiger rattlesnake), 1061 nucleotides. Its product is annotated as matrix Gla protein-like. NCBI's taxonomy places the organism in Eukaryota, Metazoa, Chordata, Lepidosauria, Squamata, Viperidae. The coding region runs from base 139 to 432 and encodes 97 amino acids. Gene Ontology annotation, biological process: regulation of cellular response to insulin stimulus; bone development; response to vitamin K. The transcript has 4 exons. The record is from RefSeq and is a predicted model, not a curated record. Gene Ontology annotation, molecular function: hydroxyapatite binding; calcium ion binding; structural constituent of bone. Gene Ontology annotation, cellular component: extracellular region.